Vitis vinifera (wine grape) is the source of this 940-nucleotide messenger RNA. Its product is annotated as iron-sulfur assembly protein IscA, chloroplastic. Gene Ontology annotation, biological process: iron-sulfur cluster assembly. The transcript has 3 exons. Bases 260 to 778 code for a protein of 172 amino acids. Lineage: Eukaryota; Viridiplantae; Streptophyta; Magnoliopsida; Vitales; Vitaceae. The record is from RefSeq and is a predicted model, not a curated record. Gene Ontology annotation, cellular component: chloroplast stroma. Gene Ontology annotation, molecular function: protein-macromolecule adaptor activity; iron-sulfur cluster binding.
CUUAGACAUAGAAAUAUAAGCCUCAUAAAAUAAAAAACAAUGGAAUAGUAAAAUUAAAUAAAUAAAUAAAAAGAGGACCUCAUGCUUAUAUGAUGGUACCUUCCUUUCAGUCAGCGAACAUUUGUUGACUUUUGGACGGCCAGGAUCUUCUGAUUAUUUGUGAUUUUAGAAAAUUUGUCAUUUACUCAGACCAGAGGUGGAUACACCGAACCUCAUUUCUCUCUCUUCCUCUCUGAUUUUUGUUCUUUGCUCCUCUGCAAUGGCGUUCUCUGCAAUUCCUCGUUGUUGUCCCUCAACUCUACGCCUGCCGAGGAAUUCAAACUCUAUGCCCCAGCCCUCCACUUCGGUUUCUCUUCGAUCUUUAUCGUCGAAUCUCAGCUUUCCAAAGAGAUUCUCUAUUCGAUCAUCUUCUGUUUCAGCGCCAACAACUGGGGGGCUUAUGCCUGCAAUUUCCCUUACGGAUAAUGCACUGAAGCACUUAAAUAAGAUGAGGUCUGAUCGGACAGAAGAUUUGUGCUUAAGAAUUGGUGUUAAACAGGGUGGAUGCUCUGGCAUGUCUUACACCAUGGAGUUUGAGGACAGAGCUAAGACAAGACCAGAUGAUUCCAUUAUUGAAUACAACGGUUUUGUGAUUGUUUGUGAUCCAAAGAGUCUUCUCUUUGUAUUUGGGAUGCAAUUAGACUUCAGCGACGCGCUCAUAGGUGGAGGCUUCUCUUUCAAGAACCCAAAUGCUACCCAAACCUGUGGCUGUGGUAAAUCCUUUGCUGCUGAAAUGUGAAAUCAUUGGAAAACCUAGACACAAAUGGUAGGAUUAAAUGUUUGUUAUCUCUCAGUUUGUGGAUUACUCUGCCAUCACAUAUAUAACACUAGCAUUGUUUUCCUGACAUAUUUGAAGGACUCAGAUUCCUGAUCUAUUCUAUUCUGUCAGCGUUUCUGGGUU